Messenger RNA from Adineta ricciae, 303 nucleotides. The record is from the annotation of a GenBank genome assembly. Lineage: Eukaryota; Metazoa; Rotifera; Eurotatoria; Adinetida; Adinetidae.
AUGUCUGGUCGAAAUGAUAGUGAAUUCAACGCCAGCAGAAAUUUACCGGCUCUUUACCAGCCUUCACCAAUGACGUCAAUUUCACCAAGGAGUCAAAUCAGUUCAGCCGAGGCCAAUAACGUCGUUCGUGAAUUUGAAUCCAAAUUGAAUGCUGAUUAUUCUGAUAAAAUCACAUGUCCAAAUUCCAUUUCACCUGUUCCAGCUGAUAUUGAAACAAAAGCAAAUGAAUGGGUGAAGGCGAAAUCAUAUGAAGAUCGCUGUUUUGGUCAUUAUAUGAGAGCAAUAGCACAGCCAAAAACAUAA